Candida dubliniensis CD36 is the source of this 1596-nucleotide messenger RNA. RefSeq names its product Rxt3p (gene RXT3). The transcript has a single exon. The coding region runs from base 1 to 1596 and encodes 531 amino acids. The record is from RefSeq and is a predicted model, not a curated record. NCBI's taxonomy places the organism in Eukaryota, Fungi, Ascomycota, Pichiomycetes, Serinales, Debaryomycetaceae.
AUGUCAUCUGAUCGUAACCCAGGCAUACGAUUGCCCCCUAUAUCAUUCUUAUCCAAUCAAUAUCUGCAAAAUUAUCAACAACUGCAACCACAACAACAACAACAACAACUGCCAUUGCAAUCACUGUCAUCACCACAGCCAACAACCACCAAACUAACCUCUGCUUCCAACAUCGGUAUACAGAUGUAUUUGAAUAAUCCAAAUUCUCAAACACCAAACACUGCAUCAUUAUCACCUCCACAGUCUCAUGAUGAUAAUGUAAGCAAAAAACAGGAAACAUUGGCAUCACCACCUCAAAUUCUUUCAUCAGUGAGUCAAAGUCGUCCACCACAACAGUCUCCAGUUUAUUCGCAGUUCACACUACCACAUAUAAGUCAACCACCACCACCACCACCACAAUCUCCACCACAGCAACAGCAACAGCAACAGAAACAACAGCAGCAACAAUCAGCACCAGCAUCUACAUAUCCACAUUCAAUAAUACAGCAGAGUUAUUCACCACCUCAAUCAAGUUUGGAAAACCGUACAGGUCAAGAAUCUGUAGAGUCAAAACCUAAUCAAAUAACAGAACAACAACAACAACAAAAACAAAAACAAGAGAAAGAGAAAGUGCCACAACAAGAACCACUGACUCAAGCACAACAGAAACAAACCGAGGAACAACAGGAGGCACUUCAUUUUCAUCACCACCAUCACAAUCCACACCACCAUCAUCAUCAUCACCAUCACCAUCACCAUCAUCGCCUUGACAACUCUAAUGAAACCACGGCAAUUACAAAUACUACUAAUGGUUCAUCAAAGAGGAAAAUUGAUGAAACAGAACCAGAACCAGAAUCAGAACCAUUAAAACCUCAUCGUCAGAUAUUUAAAAAACGUUCAAUCCCUAAACUCAACUUGAAUCCAAUAAAACAAAUCAUUAAAGAACUUUUCAAUGAAAGACAUUUUUUGGGUACUUUAAUUUAUAAUCCAACAACAACAUGGGAAACAUUACAAACAUCUCAAUUAUAUGGAUUAAAAUCUGAAUUACAAAAUCGAUUUAAUGAAAUCAAACAUGAAUUUAUCAAUCGGAAAAAUCAAGAAUUAGGAAUUAGAUAUAUACCAACUUUACCUCCAUUAUCAUCAGAAUAUAUUAAUAAUAUAAUUGAAAUUAAAAUUCCAUUUAGACAUAUUAUUUUAUUUAAACAAGAUAUAAUUAAUGAAUUAUUUACUCGAGAACUUUGGGGAGGUGCUAGUGGGAUAUAUACUGAUGAUUCAGAUAUUUUACAAGUAUUAAUGCAUUUAGGAUUAUUUAAUAAUACUAUUGAUUUAUCUGUUUGGAAUGAAAAUUGGACUAUAAAAGAUUUAAUUAAACCAUUAAAUUUACAAAAGAAUAAUAAUAAUAAUAAUAAUAAUAAUUCAAAUGUUGGAGUUGGGGUUGAUAAAGAUAUUUAUGGAGAUUUAUCAGUAGAAAUACUUUUAUUACCUAAUUUACCUAAAUAUUAUGGAUUUUAUCAAAAUGGAAUUAAUUCUCGAUCUUGGUUAACUAGUUAUCAUUCAGGAUUAAGUUUUGCUGUAUAUAAUGUUAAAUGGGAGACUAGACAAUAUAAUUUUAUUUAA